AUGUCCACUCAAUUCGAAGCCGAACAUGCUGACAAUUUAGAAGAAAUCGAAAUGCAAUUCGCCGUCAAGGCGGUUCAACAAGCGGAAACCUAUUGGUCCUUAUUAGAAUCCAUCAAAGGUUCCACCCUUAAAUUAACCAAAUUCGACCAAGACAUAUUUGAAUGUUUAUUAGAAGCAUUUCCCGAAUAUAAAGAUCCAGCAAAUGUAGCUAAUAUUAGUGAAGAAAGUAUGAAGAAUCAUGCUGGAAAACAAAAAUGGAGGGAAUUUUGUGAACAAUUUAAAGAUAUUGAGGAUUAUAAUUUUGGUACUUUGUUGAGAUUGAAGCUGAGUGAUGAAUAUAGUCAAGAAGGGACUAUUUUUGCUGUGAGGAUUCAGUUUUAUGCUAUUGAGAUUGCUAGGAAUAGAUAUGGUUUAAAUGAUUGGGUUUGUAAGAAGUAG
Molecule: messenger RNA, 438 nt
Organism: Hemisphaericaspora subhashii
Lineage: Eukaryota; Fungi; Ascomycota; Pichiomycetes; Serinales; Debaryomycetaceae
Exons: 1
Coding region: 1-438 (145 amino acids)
Cellular component (GO): cytoplasm
Source: RefSeq, a predicted model, not a curated record